GGGGCCGACUCGGGCUCCGGGAGGCCCUCUACUCUGCGAGCUCUGCCCGGCCCGCGGCGGGACAAGGGCCUGCGCUCACCGGGGCCGAGGGGCUCGGGUGAACGUGGCUCCCACGGGCGGGUUGGGGGAAGGAAGGAAGAAGGAUGAGCAAAGAGAAUCAUGAGGAAGGAGGGAAAGGAAAUUUAACCCUCUCAGAAGUAUACUGUGGAACCAAAGAAGGCAAACCACCAAGGGUCAUCUGAAAUUGUGCUUGGCUUACUGAUAAUCCCGGACCAAAUUAGAGAUCACUACUUGAGCAUAAGCCUACACCCCCAGUUUUCCUAAGACUGCUACAAAGAUGUUUGACAUAAAGGCUUGGGCUGAGUAUAUUGUGGAAUGGGCUGCAAAAGACCCAUAUGGCUUCCUUACAACAGUUAUUUUGGCCCUUACUCCACUGUUCCUAGCAAGUGCUGUACUGUCCUGGAAAUUGGCCAAGAUGAUUGAAGCCAGGGAGAAGGAGCAAAAGAAGAAACAAAAACGUCAAGAAAAUAUUGCAAAAGCUAAACGACUGAAAAAGGACUGAAGGAAUGAAUAGGCUCUGCAACCAGAGAAAAAUCAUUUGGAAAUUAUUCAGCUUUGGAAGGACUCACUAAGGUUUCUUUGAAUUUCAUGAUAGUAUUAUUUAGUAAAUGAAAUCUGACCAUGUAGAAGAAUCAUGUUAGUUUUGACCUCAGUACUGUAGUUUAGGCUUGGGUAUAGAAGUUUGUUGGUAUUUACUGGCAAUUAUUAUAAAUAAGCAUUUAUUACACAGGUUGAGUAUCCCUAAUCAGAAAAUCCCAAACCCCAGAUGCUCCAAAGUCCAAAACGUUUUGUUCACAAACAUGAUCCACAAGUGGAAAAUUCCAUACCUGACUUCUUGAAGGGUUUCAGUCAAAACACAAGUACACUAAAAAUACCAUAUAAAAAUAUCAUAUAAAAUUACCUUCAAGCUAUACAAAACAGAUGAAUUUUUGUGUUUAGACUUAGGGUCUAUCCUCAAGAUAUCUCAUGUAUAUGCAAAUAUUCCAAAAUCUGAAAAAAACAAACACUUCUAGUCCUAAGCAUUUCAGAUACGGGAUACCCAACCUGCAAAUUCUUAAAAACAUAAGUGACUUAAGUUAUUUGCCAUUGUAGCUUUUGUACUGAAAUGAAAACAUCCUAUGGAGAAAAAUGAGUUUAGAUUAUGAACUUUAUUCAAAUAGUGGCUUAAAAUGGGAUCCUGUUCUGGACAAAGAAUGUUAAGAAUAUAAAAGAAUUAUCCUCUCUAGGUGAAAAGUUUGCUUUGGCUUAAAGGAGAUACAGUAUAUUAAUCACAUCUUUUAUCAUUAUUGCUUAUUCCUUGGAAUGUAAUCGUUUUUGGAUUUCUCAAAGUAAAGUAGUAUUAAUCAGUGAGUACACAGGUCUAUUUUCUUCAUUUUUUUCUGAUUUUAGCCUUUGAGACAACUGGCAAUUAUCAAGACAUUCUCAUUUUUAAAACCUAAUUUUAUAAAGAAUUCUCUUGUGAAUACUACCUUCUGGUUUUAACAGUUUUUGUACUUAUGAACACUGCCAUUUUCUUAAGAGAUGAGUUGUUGAGAAGAAUAACACUGAUUUAAAGCUUGCAGUAAAAAUGCCAAAUGCUGUAAUAUCUUGGAACCUGUUUAUUUUUGUGUUAAUUUAGAACACUGAAGUAGAUAAAAAGUUUUGUCAGAUAAUUUGUUGAUUAUAUAGAUGGCAAUUUUGGUUUUAUUCCAUUCUUCAAUAACUCAUAGGGAGUGAUGUCCUGUACUUCUUGAUUCAACAAGUUUGAGGUGAAAACUAAAAUUCGAUAUUUCUUUUACAAAGUUAGUUUAUAACAGCUGUCAUAAGUUCUUAAAUAGUAAAGAAAGGCUUAAAAUUUGGGAAGAUUUUGUUGGGCAUAAUAAUAAUUGCACAAUAGGAUAAAUCAUUCAAAAUGAGAGUGGUAUAGUUGGAAGUACAGAGUUAAAGGAUCUUUCAGUUAAGUAGUAUAACUGGAACUUGUGACUUUUAAACAUGGCUUUUCUAAAUGCAUGGUCUAGUAAUCUUAUUCACUGUAUUUAAUAGCUUAUUAAUGUUUCUGCACCUCUGAUAAUGAAUUUUAGGUUAUAUAAUUGUCCAACAGCUCUAAUUUAAAAAUGAAACCAGAUACUGAAAUAAAUUUGAUACUUUUAUAAGA
This is a messenger RNA of Sciurus carolinensis (gray squirrel), 2194 nucleotides long. It is a transcript of the gene Smim15, whose product is annotated as small integral membrane protein 15. The transcript is spliced from 3 exons. Lineage: Eukaryota; Metazoa; Chordata; Mammalia; Rodentia; Sciuridae. The coding region runs from base 338 to 562 and encodes 74 amino acids. The record is from RefSeq and is a predicted model, not a curated record.